Messenger RNA from Entelurus aequoreus (snake pipefish), 1020 nucleotides. Its product is annotated as proline-, glutamic acid- and leucine-rich protein 1-like. The transcript is spliced from 2 exons. NCBI's taxonomy places the organism in Eukaryota, Metazoa, Chordata, Actinopteri, Syngnathiformes, Syngnathidae. The record is from RefSeq and is a predicted model, not a curated record. The coding region runs from base 41 to 478 and encodes 145 amino acids.
AAGCAGAUGCUUGGUGUUAUUGCUGCGAACUUACCACGUCAUGCUGUGUUCAGGUCAGGGCGUGUCCGUGUGUGACAGGCUGCAGUGCUCGUGCCACAGAACCACCGCCGAGUGCAUGGCGGCGGCCCGCCUUGACCACAGUCUGCCGGCACCGCCCAAAUGCGGUGGCCCCGCGCCCCUCUGCCGCCGUGUCAGCAGACCCCCCAGCAACCCCAGACUUCCAUCUCAGUCCAGCGAAGAGCAGCUGGGCGGGGACUCCGGCUUGGCGGAGCUGGACACGCCUCUUGCACAUGGACGCAAUGACAGCGAGGAAAGUGUAGAGAAGCCUCAAACUCCUCCCCCUCACAGCUAUCAAGGAGGGGUCACCCAUGGUGGGAUACAAAGCCACACCCACAGGCCGAGUGCAGGUCUGAACCAAGGGAGGCCGGACGAGGAAGAUGAGGAAGAAGAAGAAGAGGAGGAGGAAGAAGAUGAGUAAAAUUGAAAGCAAAGAAAUGAAACACAUUUUUGAAGAAAAAAAAAAAAAGUACUUUUAGAUUUGUGCAACUUGAGCGCUCUGAUGGGCUGAUGUCACUGAAGACUGGUGCUCAAAUAUCAACUUUAUUACUUUACUAACGUCAAACAAACAUUUUUCACGAAGAUUGCCGCCGACAUGGAAAACUUUUUUUUGACUAAGUCAGAAGUACCCUGUGACAAGCAGUGCUGAGUUUGGCCUCGGCGCCAUCUAGUGCUUAAAAUCACGACGGACAUUUCGUACACAUGAAUGGGUCUUGAAUGCAGCAUGGUGGAGUACAGAUCUGUGGGCAUCGAUCGGCGGUUACUCUAAAACAGUACAUCUAAAGAGCCCAGAGUGAUGGAGAAAACAUUCUCGAAGUGUUAGCAACAUAGUGCAAUAAAAUACUUUCAUCUGGUAGGCAGUGAUAGAAAAAUAGACAAUCUAGUGCUAAAAUUACAUUUAUCUUGCCUAACUUAAAUCUUGGUACUAAUUUUCUACUGCAUCAAAUAAAAGUCUAUUUGUCU